Pocillopora meandrina is the source of this 2409-nucleotide messenger RNA. The record is from the annotation of a GenBank genome assembly. Lineage: Eukaryota; Metazoa; Cnidaria; Anthozoa; Scleractinia; Pocilloporidae.
AUGAAUAUCAUUAGCACGGACAUGAACAUGGAUAACGCCGGAGACCUAAGCAAAGCCAUAGCAAGACAGAGUGGUCCACUAGUGCAAGAAGAAUGCAACCAAUUGGGAAGGCAGCCUCCUGGAACAGCGAAAAUGACCAGCGGAGGUAAUUUACGAGUGCCUCAUAUUAUUCACAUAAUUCCAGGCUCCUCAGAUAAGCACCAUCUCCAGCAAUGUUUGGAGGAGGGUCUUCGCGUUGCGGAUGCCAAUAAUCUUCAAGCAAUCUCAAUUCCGUGCAUUGGCACAGGAGGAUACGGCUUGAAUGGAGCGGAUUCAGCCCAGCUGACGUUCAAAGCACUAAACGCAUUCAGUACCUUAUGUAAAAAUAUUAAGAAAGUAAGAGCGGUUGUGUUCCAGGCCUCUAUGAUGCAGGAGUUUCUACAAGAGCAGAAGAAACAACCAGUACAAGGUAACGAAGGAGAUAGUGACUCAGGGAAUGUAGCAGCCGGGGAAACCAGAAGUCGCGGACGAAGGCAGGCAUUGGACCAAAGUGGUGAACAUUCUGUAAGCAUUUCUGUGAUUGGCAAAGACAAAGUGAGCGUGGGAAAAGCCGUGGAAUCCUUGAAGAGAGGUUUUUCUGACGCUUGUACAAUGGUAAAAGUCGAAAGUGACAACGUCAGUCAGCUUUCCGAUAAGCAGAAGGAUAUCCUGAGAAAAAAAGCUAAAGACCGAGACGUCAAACUUGAAAUUGAGGAUGACGUGGAUCGCAUUGUCGUUCGUGGUGGACCAACCGAAGUAUCUGGAAUGGUCGGGGAGAUCUGGAAAGAGAUCAACGAGAGGACGAAGAAGAAGCAGGAGGAAGAACAAGCGAAGUUGCUUUCAAAGAACGUAGAGUGGAGCUAUGAAAUAGGGGGCACAAAAGUGGCGUUUGCUCCGAAAGCAAAUGGCAAGAUUGAGUUGGCCCACAGCAAAGGCAAGCAAACCGUGCAAGUUUCUCUACGCGGAGACAAGUUUGUCAUCGACUUGAAGAUAAACUCUGGACGUGGAAAAAUGUCUGGUGAACGAAUAACACUGACAAGAAAGGUGAAGGGUGCUGAUGAAGGUUAGUUGCUAGACAUCUCUUUUGACGAGGAUGUUUCGAUAAGCUAUAAGAAAGGACUAAGAGCUAUCUCAUGUCCCAGAGGACGUUGAAGGUAAUAAACACGUAAUAAACGCAGAGGAUAUUCAGAAAAGCUGUUCAAAAAUGUCUCUCAUAAGCUUUAUUGUUGAUCUUGUCUGUGUCUUAUUUAAAAAAUAUACUCGGAUCUUGAAAUUUCACAUCACUCGUUGGGUUUUUUCUUCAACAUUCUAAUCAUUCGGUCCUUUUUGUAGGAAUUGCUCUACCAAAGCACUGGGCACCAAUGCCCGGCCAUCACUCUACUGUGCAUAAAGUACAACUGCUCCCAGGCUCCCCUGAGUAUCAAGAUGUCGCACGUAAGUUUCAAGCCACAGCUGGUACGUUUAAUAUUCAGAAGAUUGAACGCGUACAGAAUCCUCAUCUGUAUCAGUCUUACAUAUUACGAAAACAGCAAAUGGAUGAAGAUACGGGAGGAAAAAGUGAAAGACAGCUGUUUCAUGGGACUUAUGCUAAAAACAUCAACCAUAUCAACACACAAGGAUUCAACAGAAGCUUCUGUGGGGCACAUGGUAAGUCAUUGAAAUUUUAAAUAGAGGAGAAUUUUUAUCGUCUCGUCACGGGGGUGGGAUUAAAGAAAAAGCUUUCGAGUACUUAUGAGGAAUCGAACUUCAAACCUUCAGAUUUCCUCGUUCCAAAGCUCUACCACUGAGCUAGAGACUAUGAGUAACAGGGUUUUCACGUGGUUAAUAUGUGGUACGCCUUCCACAUACUUCAAGGAUAAUUAAUUAAAAAGGAGCAUUGAAGCAAUACUUUCAAGCUAUUAAUCUUGACCAGUUUAGGCAUCUACAUGUUCGACCAAGUCACCUAGACGUUGCAUGAGCACUGAAUCACUAAUUGGAGCUAUAAAUUGGUAAUAAAAGCUGUAAUAAUAGAAGAAGAGUACAGUUGCCUCUUUUAUAACAAAUUACUUCACUGAAUGCAACACAAUUUUGUUGAUAUGUUUUUCUCUAAAUUUAGCGUUUUUUUUUUCAGGCACGGCCUAUGGACUUGGUGUUUAUUUCGCUAGAGACGCUCGAUACUCUGUUAAUUACACUAGGGGUGUUGGCGAUGAAGGUCGCUACAUGUACCUUGCCAAAGUCCUCGUUGGGGAGUAUUGUGUUGGAAAUCCUUCAAUGAAGGUGCCUCCACCAAAAAGUCCAUCAAAACCUGAAAUUCUUUACGAUUCUGUAGUUAAUAACGAAUCAAGCCCCAGCAUCUUUGUUGUUUUCUUUGAUAAUCAGUGUUACCCUGAAUACCUUAUAACCUUUUCAUGA